This is a messenger RNA of Durusdinium trenchii, 486 nucleotides long. Lineage: Eukaryota; Dinophyceae; Suessiales; Symbiodiniaceae. The record is from the annotation of a GenBank genome assembly.
AUGAGAUUCGUGUGGUCGAUCAACCUCGAGAUUUGUGCUCUGAUGCAGCGUCACGAAUUCGUCUCAUCGCCAGAUGAAUCGAAGAGGUUUGCACCUUGGCUUCGUCGAUGGCCGCUUGCAGCUUGGACCGGGCUUGCUGCAAGAGCCAAGAGUCUGCUUUACGAGUUUUUCGUCCAGGUGGCGGUGUCAGAAGCUCGAUCAAAGCAUGAAGCGGAGGCUGGAAGAAAAGAUAGCCCUGGUUGCCGAACGAGGAGGAAAGAGCGACUCCUGCAAGAUCUGGAUAUUCGAGGCAAAGUUGAAUCGCUUUCAAAAAGCCUUGCCUUGGUACUUACAAUGGAACCUGGCAAAUUGUUGAGGACCCAGCCGAAGGCAGCAAGAGCAGUGGCAGCCCAAGCCGGACAAGGCAAGAUGAACAGGGAGUCGGACUUGGUUCCUUGCUUGAUGAGCUUCUUCCACGGGUUGCCACCUUCCUUCCCUCCGGAGUGA